Molecule: messenger RNA, 1440 nt
Organism: Hyla sarda
Lineage: Eukaryota; Metazoa; Chordata; Amphibia; Anura; Hylidae
Gene: LHX8
Product: LIM homeobox 8
Biological process (GO): neuron differentiation; forebrain neuron development; regulation of transcription by RNA polymerase II
Cellular component (GO): nucleus
Molecular function (GO): DNA-binding transcription factor activity, RNA polymerase II-specific; RNA polymerase II transcription regulatory region sequence-specific DNA binding
Source: RefSeq, a predicted model, not a curated record
AAUGUCUUUCUACAUUAAAUUUUUUCUAUUUUACCCAUCUAGGCGGUAUGGAACGCGGUGCUCGCGUUGCGGCAGACACAUUCACGCCACAGACUGGGUAAGACGAGCGAAGGGUAACGUCUACCAUUUGGCGUGCUUCGCCUGCUAUUCCUGCAAGAGACAACUUUACGGGGAAGAGUUUGCUCUGGUGGAGGAGAAGGUGCUCUGCCGCGUACAUUACGACUGUAUGCUGGAUAACCUAAAGAGAGCGGUGGAAAACGGGAAUCGGGUUAGUGUGGAAGGGGCUUUGUUGACGGAGCAGGAUAUUAAUCAACCGAAACCAGCGAAGAGGGCUCGGACAAGUUUCACUGCCGACCAGCUCCAAGUUAUGCAAGCACAAUUUGCUCAAGACAACAAUCCUGACGCACAAACACUACAGAAGUUGUCGGAAAGGACAGGUCUAAGCAGGCGUGUAAUACAGGUCUGGUUCCAGAAUUGUAGAGCUCGUCACAAGAAGCACGUCAGUCCGACCCAUUCCUCAACUGCACCAGUUACAGCCAUUCAGUCCUCAAGGCUUUCUCCACCAAUGAUGGAUGAAAUGACCUACUCUGCUUACGUACCUCAAGAUGGGCCCAUGCUGACUGCCCUGCACAGUUACAUGGAUGCUCACUCUCCGACUCCUAUUGGUCUUCAGUCACUCCUGCCUCACUCUAUGGCACAGCUACCUAUAAGUCACGCAUAAUCUUCACUUCUGUUUCUAUGUUUUUUUUCCAAGAAUGUAAAUGUUUGGGUAAAAAAAAAAAAAAAACGGAAUCAUUUAUUGUGUAUAAAAUAGAACGAAGAUCAUUAGUUAUUUUUAUAACUCCUUUCUAUGCUGAAGUACACGGCCCGGAGCUCCUGGGAUCCUCGGUACCGGAGCCGCCACCAGAGCAAUGACUGUCGCUGCCCUCCUCGUCCUAUGAGUAUUAUUGCGCCACUAGGUUCCCGACUCUCGUCCAUUUUUUUUAUUUUUUAUUUUGUACUGUCUGGAAUUAGUCCAAACUUAGUUGUAUUUGUUUAUUUAUUUGUCAUCGAGAGAGCACUUUGCCAAAAAAGAGGAAAAAAAAAGGACUGACAAGUGUGCAAAAAAAGUUUACAAUUUUUUGUGAAAUUGUAUUUUUCAUUAGUAUGUAUCUGUAAAUUAUUACAAAUGUGCAUAUGGAUUUUCAUUUGCUUAAACAGUUCUAAAUAUUAUUUUUUCCAUCUGAGAACUGAAAAAAUUCAGUUGGAUUUUUUUUUCUUUUUUUUUUUUUUCAAGCAAAUGAAUAAAGCUUUGAUUGCAUCAUGUGAAAAGUCCCAAUUUCUACACAAUUGUAUGAAGUUUUGGUCUAAUCGGUUUGUGCCCUUUGGACAAUUGCUGUUUAGUUUGGUAUAGAGAUGAGCGAACUUACAGUAAAUUUGAUUCGUCACGAACUUCUCGGC